Molecule: messenger RNA, 2118 nt
Organism: Sinocyclocheilus grahami
Lineage: Eukaryota; Metazoa; Chordata; Actinopteri; Cypriniformes; Cyprinidae
Product: cdc42 effector protein 2-like
Exons: 3
Coding region: 650-1417 (255 amino acids)
Biological process (GO): positive regulation of pseudopodium assembly; positive regulation of actin filament polymerization; Rho protein signal transduction
Cellular component (GO): plasma membrane; cytoskeleton; cytoplasm
Molecular function (GO): small GTPase binding
Source: RefSeq, a predicted model, not a curated record
GAGUGUGUGCUGACAGCGGCACGUGUGUGUGAUGCGCUACAGACUCCCUCCGCUGUCCUGCUGGAAUCUUCAGCAAACACGGAAGAAGCGGUAAACGCCAAAUAAUGGCCUGGAUAGUAAUUGUAGAUGUCAACGGCGAUCCAGAUCCAUGGAGUCCAGUCCUGUGUGCUCGGUUUCAGCAGUGAUGUGAGUUCUGCAGGUUUUCGUGUGGAAGGAAGUAGGCUAUAUAUGACCGAGCAUAAUUGGUAUUGAAUCAUUUUGACCUGAAAGACCUGCGCAUAGAUGCAUUUAGGAUAGGAGUUUGAUCGGACUGACAUCUCAAAGGCAGACGGGACGUUCAGUGUCUAAAAGGAUGUCAGGAUUGUUGUCCUGAAAGGAAUACUGUCCUUCUGGAUGUGGCCUUCAAAUGUGAAUUCUGGGCUUUGUAUAUGAAAAGACGCUCUGAGCCAAUGAAGUAUUUUCCACAAGAAAGGAACCAAAAGGCCUCCUGACUUUGUCCAGUUGGAUUGAUUUUGAAUGCCAAGUGCAUUGUGAUUUUUGUCUCUCCUUCACGUGUACAGUCCAUUUAUUCUUUCACCUUUCCUUUCCUCCAUUCACCCUGCUGCAAGGUCUGACUUUCUGGUGUGCGGGAGGACACGGUGGGUCCAACAUGUCUGCCAAGGCUCCCAUAUAUCUUAAACGACGAAGCCGUAAAGGAAAGAAGGAAAAGUUGCGUGAUAUUCUUUCUUCUGACAUGAUCAGUCCUCCGCUGGGAGACUUCAGACACACCAUCCACAUUGGCAGUGGCGGGGGCGCAGAUGAUCUUUUCGGUGACCUGUCUUUCCUACAAGGUAAAUUUCAUCUGUUACCAGGGCAAGGUCACCAAGGGUCAUUCCAGCUAAGUCGCACAGUGAGUGUAAGCAGUCACCCGCCGUCCUGUGAGAGCUCGCCGCUCUUGAAAAAUGCCCUGUCUCUUCCUAUCAUUGGAGGGGUGCAGGCGCUCACCCUUCCAGCCCCGACGGCCACAGCCCCUCUGACUUCAACAGCAACGGCGACCACUGAGGUCCCAACAGCACUGACAACGACCCAGUCACCCCCAACAUCUCCGUCUCUCGCUCCACCUCCCAAACCUCCCAGACUGCACCUGGAAGAGAGGAACAUGUCACGGCAUACAUCACUUCCUGCAUCUCCAAAUGGCUCUCCACUGCAUUUGCACACAAAUGGACAAAGUCCAGAUCCUUUGGAAAAUGAGAAGUGUGUGAAGGAUGGGGAUGAGGAGGAAAAGCCAUUUCUGUCCAACGCUGGCUCUAUGCUUUCCCUCCAUCUGGACUUGGGACCAUCGAUCUUAGAAGAUGUGCUUCAGAUCAUGGACAACCAGAGGACAGGGACAUUCAGUGGGGGACUUAAACCUAGUGGACGACAAGAGAUAUAUACCUGAAAGUGAACAAGAGAUCACAGUCAAAGCUUGAUGGUACAUAAAUGGACUAAUCGCAUUUUUCUUCAUGUAUCUAAACCGUUUGCCCUCUGAGAGAACUCAUUUACCUGCUGUACAAUUGCAUUUCCUGGAUAUUUAGAAAUUUUAUGCUUAUAUAUAUAAUCUUUGAAAAAUACCUUUGGAAGCUACAGAAUUGGAACCAAUCCGAAUUUAAUCUGUUCUAUCAUUGGAUUUCUCUGUGUUCAAAUUGAUUGUUUUAAUUAAUCUCUGUUCAUUUUUGACUACAAGCAAUACACUAAUUCUGGCUACUCUUAGAUACAGUUUGAAACAUCUGAAAGCAUUUUAGCAAGCACAUUUAAAACUACCUGCAGUGUGUAUGUACUAUUACAGAGCAACAUGCUAUAGGCCUCCUGGAUUCACUACAGGAAAAAAAACGGACAUUUUUCUCUUUCAAAGCAGCAAUGACAUCCCCCCCCCCCCCUCUUCUGUGUUGUUGCAAUUUGUGUAAUCGGGUAAAAAUGCGCAGCUCCUCCCUAAUGAUCUGGACACACACACAUGCCAGGAGGCCUCUGUAUCUACACCCUGGGAUUGUAACUUUCUCUUUUUGUUGGGAGUAGUUUUCAUUGUUCCAAAACAGAAACCCAAAGGCUGUUUUUUGAUAGAGCAGGAAUAUGGAAUGUUUUCCUUUCAUAAAAUACACUUUU